Molecule: messenger RNA, 1498 nt
Organism: Cuscuta epithymum
Lineage: Eukaryota; Viridiplantae; Streptophyta; Magnoliopsida; Solanales; Convolvulaceae
Source: the annotation of a GenBank genome assembly
UGGGUAUAGAUGUGUACCUAGAUGUGUACGUAGUAUUGAAAUUGUGUAGUGACUUCAAUAAAUUAAUAUAGUGAAGUAAAAAAUGCAUAUUAUUUUUUAGUUUUUUUGUUGGAGAUUAGCUACGUACCAUCACUUUUAUAAGAUCUCAAAAGGCGUUACUAAUUGUUUGUUUGAAUAUACAUAGUGAUGAUUGUUUCACCAUCAUAGUAAGUAACUGAUUGUGUAUAUAAAAUGCAUGCAAGUAGAUGAUAUCAAAUUAAUAUGUAUGUAAUUAAAAGGGAUAGAUGUUAUAAAGAUAACAAAGGAUCAAGGCAGUGACUCAAGUAAUAUAGAGUGCACCAGAUGUUAUUGCUGCCCUCUCUAAUUUCAGUAUAUUGUAUUUUGUAUAUUGUAUUUUGAACGUCCAAAGGAGGAAAAAUUGGGGAGGACCCCCGACGCGGAAGAGAUCUUGAAUGAUGGAUAUACUAACAAGAAAACUGGAAAAUUGAGUGGUCCAAGAGUUCAAGAGAUAGCGGUACGUGUUAAGUAAAUAUUGUUGUGCAUUAAAAGUUAAUUUUAGACAUUUUACUGUCAAUAAAGAUUUUAUUAACUUAACUUGUCCAAAUAAUAUAAAAUAUAAACAGGAUAAGCUCAAAGUUGCGAAGGAGGCUGUUUUGGCAACUCAAGGGGAGAACGCAAAAGUGGAUAAAACGGCCCUCUAUAUAAAAACUGUUCCACCCAACCGUGGAAGAAUUCUAGGAUGGGGGGCUCUUGGCCCCGAAUAUUUGCGUACCGGCUCUUUGCAAUCCACACAUUGUGCCUCCGCACAAAGUGACCCCGAUAGUGAAUCUAUUAAGGAGGAGAUGAAGGCCUUGAGGAAAGAAGUGAAGGACUUAAGAGAACUAGCGGCCAUGCAAGCAAAUAUGGGUCCAUGGAUGAAUCCGUUUCUCUAUCAUGGGUUUUGUCAAUCUACUUCCGGUACUCAACCACAAAUGCCUCCCAUGUUUCCUCAACAAAAUACAUCUUUUUUUCCUCCCCAAAAUCACUAUACUUUUCCCCAAAAUGGUUCAUCCGGUCCUCAACAAAAUACAUUCAAUUUCUCUCAACAAGUUCCAACAAUGGUCCCUAGCGCUUUUGGAGGUACCCCACAAGUUUCUUCUCAACCUCCGGCCUACUACCCGACGAUGUUUCCAGGUUUUAAUAAUGUGCAAGGUCCACCAUCCAUGCAACCUACAACUCAACCAUUUCAAUUCAUGCCUAUAUCAACUCCAACCAACAUGACUCAAGAUGAAAAUGCCAAUUUUAUUGACAAUUUGUUGGCGAGUGGAGGCAGCAACAACAAUACUAAUCAAGAGAAAGAAUGAAUUGUUGUAAUAGUUAGUUAUUAAAAACAACUUAUUUCUAUUCCUAUGUUGAACAUUUGUAUUUUGUGCUAUGUUUAACACUGCUCCAAGUGUAAGGAUUGUAUGUGACGGAUGGUUUUAUUAUUAUUUGAAUUAUUGUUGCAUUUGGCUUUUAA